CCAGAUUCCUCGGUUAUAGCCCCCAAACUUUCAAUUGUGCUUGCCAGAUGCCAACCCAGUAUUAUUAUUCACACACCAGCAGCACUGUAAAUCCCUUGUCUCUCUCGAUUUGUAUUGGCAUUGUAUUAGUGCGGAGGCUGGGCGAGUUAAUGUCCACCUUUUUUAGCCGUUGUGAGGAGGGGAACUCUUUCUCGCCUUGGGUGUAUUGAUAGGCACAAACUUUAUUUCCCUUAGACUCGAGUUAGAGCCUCGGUCACUAGCUGUAAAAAGAGGGAAAGGAAAUCAAUGUAAAUUCAUUCUGAUCUUUAAAAAAAAUACGUUUCCUUUUAACAGGAAAAGCGUUUUUCUUUUCGUUGACAAUUCACACAUCCUCUGCGUGUCAGUGUGAGUGUGUGUGUUCGGGCUCUCAACGACUCGCUAGUUCGACCACAAGCGACUCACGCAUUGAAACUCACCUGAGUUUCACGCAAAUCGAAAAAAGUGCGUUUUUUGGUUUUUCCUUUCUUAUUUAUUUUAAAAAGAGAAACGCUUGGGUUUAUUUAUUUUUUAAUCCGUUAGAUUUUAACAUCCGAGGACUGGAAAUCUGGAAAUGAAGAGAGAUUUUACGUGUUUCUUCCGUAUUUGGACUGGGAUCACUUGCAUAUCAGGUCAGGUGCUUGGAUAUUCUAUGACUCCACCCACUCUCGACAGCCCGGAAGACGAGCUUGUGAUUAACUCCAAUGACACAUUGACCAUUACAUGCAGGGGACAGCACACUCUGGAUUGGGCCUGGCCCGGUGAACGGGACCUCAGCAAACAGGAAGAGAAGGAUCGUCAGGACCAGCCGUCCCCCACAGAGCUGCCAGGGAGCCAGCACUCGCUGUCCAUCUGGGAGUGCCAGGGCAAGCCACUGAAACCGUACUGCAAAACCCUGGUGCUGACCGGAGCCCUCGCCAACGACACCGGAUACUACCGCUGCUUCUACCAGGACAUCAAGGCCGUCAUCGAUGGCACCACCGCUGCCAGCACAUAUGUCUUCGUCAGAGAUCUGCUUCAGCCCUUCAUUAAAGGAGAGCACAGCCAGCCGGGGGUCCUCAUUAUCACUAAGAGGACGCCUGUCGAGGUGCCGUGCCGGGUGUCUAUCCCAGACCUGAACGUCACUCUCCUCCGCUAUGAGAACAGUCAUUUUGUCCCACUGGACAGAAAGUUGAUGUCGUGGAACAACAAGAGAGGCAUGUCUGUCCCCCGGGAGAUGGUCAUCAGCAACUCCGGUCUCUCGGGAGUGAUCUGCCACACUGAGAUCAACAAGGUCCAGUUCCGCUCCGCCUUCUUCUUCUCCCAUGUUUCAGGAAGCCAUAUUUAUGAUUUCAAGCUGUUUCCUGCUGAGUGGGUGGAACUUGCGGUGGGGGAGGGGCUUGUCCUGAACUGCACGGCAUUGGUGGAGUUUAACACAGGCGUCGAGUUUCAGUGGACCUAUCCUGGCAAACAGGCUAACCGCUCGGUGAGUAUCCGUUCCGAGAGGAAUUCCCUGGAUCAGCAGACGGAGGUCUCCAGCAUGUUCUUUAUUCCCAGCGUGAACCUGACUGACGUGGGAACGUACACCUGCACUGCCAGCAAUGGGGAGAAGAGCUUCCAGGCCUCCACACAGGUCAUCGUACACGAAAAGCUGUUCAUCAGCAUGGAGUACGUGAACGGACCUGUGGUAGAGGCCACAGCUGGACAAAGGAUCGUUAAACUGCCUGUCAAAGUGUCUGCAUACCCGCUACCUGAAAUACAAUGGUACAAGGAUGGCAAGAUAAUUACCAAGAGCCCGGAGUUCAACAGGAUGAAGCAGUGGCACUAUGUGCUGGAGAUCCGCGAGGUGUCACAGCUGGACGCAGGAAACUACACCGUGGUCCUGAGAAACAGCGCCGCCCGUCUGGAAAGGGGGCUCAGCCUCUACCUCGUCAUCAACGUGCCACCGAGGAUCCAUGAGAAGGAGGUUGCCUCUCCCACCAACAUCUACCCUCGGGCGAGCCGGCAGACCCUGACCUGCACCGCCUACGGGGUUCCAGCUCCGAGCUCUGUCACCUGGCAGUGGAGACCGUGGGGCCCCUGCGGACUGAACAGCACGCGCAGCCUGGGUCGUCGAGGAGCCGUGAAGCGCCGGCCCAGGGACCGGGUGACGGAGUGUCAGAACUGGCAGGACGUGGAGACGGAGAACGGAGUGAAUAAGAUCGAGAGCCUCGACACCUGGCCCGAGAUCGUGGAGGGCAGGAACAAAACUGUGAGCAAGCUGGUUAUAGCGAGUGCCAAUGUCUCAGUGAUGUACAAGUGCUCUGUCGCCAACAAAGUGGGGCGAGACGAGAGACUCAUCUACUUCUACGUGACCACUAUCCCAGAAGGCUUCGGGAUCGAGCUGCAUCCCUCGGAGGAGCCGGUGGAGCGGGAGCUGGUGAGCCUCCGAUGCAGCGCUGAUAACUACACCUACGAGCACCUGCAGUGGUACCGACUGGACCCCCGCACGCUGCGGGACGACAACGGCAGCCCCCUGGUCCUGGACUGCAAGAGCGUGCACCUGUACGCAGACCCCCUGGACGGGGAGCUCUCCUUCGAAGCCGCCUCCAACAACUGGGUCCUGGAGCUCACCAUCCCCCACAUCCUGCUGCACGAGGAGGGAGACUACGUGUGCGAGGUGCAGAACCGGCGCAGCGGAGAGAAGCACUGCCAUCGCAAGUACAUCACCGUGCAAGCCCAGGAAGCUCCGAGGCUCCGGCAGAACCUUACCAAUCAGACGGUGAACGUGAGCGAGUCCAUGCUGAUGAAGUGCGAGGUGGAGGGCACCCCCUCGCCCCAGAUCUCCUGGUUCAAAGACGAGAAGCCUCUCUACAAAAUGUCAGGGAUCGUGCUCCAGGACUCCAACCAGACCCUGAGUAUCCAGAGAGUGCGCGAGGAGGAUGCCGGCCUGUACACAUGCAAUGCCUGCAAUGAGAAGGGCUGCGUGCGCAUGUCAGCCACCAUCUCUGUCGAGGGUUCAGACGACCGGACCAACGUGGAGAUCGUGAUCCUGAUCGGGACCGGAAUCAUCGCCGUCUUCUUCUGGAUCCUGCUCAUCCUCAUCUUCUGUAACGCCAAGCGGGCUAACCCGGCAGACAUCAAGACGGGCUACCUGUCGAUCAUCAUGGACCCCGGGGAGGUGCCCCUGGACGAGCAGUGCGAGUACCUGCCCUACGACUCUACCCAGUGGGAGCUCCCUCGGGACAGGCUGCGGCUCGGGAAGGUUCUUGGACACGGGGCCUUCGGGAAGGUGGUGGAGGCCUCUGCUUUUGGGAUCAACAAAAUGAACAGCCUCCACACGGUCGCGGUCAAGAUGCUGAAAGAGGGAGCCACAGCCAGUGAGCACAAAGCGCUCAUGUCAGAGCUGAAGAUCCUCAUUCACAUCGGGAACCAUCUGAACGUUGUGAACCUGCUGGGAGCCUGCACCAAAUCCAACGGCCCCCUGAUGGUGAUAGUGGAGUACUGCAAGUAUGGGAAUCUGUCCAACUACCUGCGCACCAAGAGGGAGGGAUUCCUGCCUUACAGGGACCGCUCCCCGAAGAUGCGCAGUCAGGUGCGCUCCAUGAUGGAGACUGUGAUGGUGGAGAGUAGCAGCCGGGCCGGGCCCAGCGAGAGCUCUGUCAUGGCCCGCAUCAUCGCCAACCAGAACCAGAACUUCAGACCCAGCCUCCAGAAAGUGGAAGACCUCUGGAAGACCCCGCUGACCGUGGAGGAUCUGAUCUGCUACAGCUUCCAAGUGGCGCGAGGCAUGGAGUUCCUGGCCUCCCGCAAGUGCAUUCACAGGGACCUGGCCGCCCGCAAUAUCCUGCUGUCCGAGAACAACGUGGUGAAGAUCUGUGAUUUCGGACUGGCCCGGGAUAUUUAUAAGGACCCCGACUACGUGCGGAAGGGGAAUGCUCGUCUGCCCCUGAAGUGGAUGGCUCCCGAGAGUAUUUUUGACAAGGUGUACACGACGCAGAGUGACGUGUGGUCCUUCGGGGUCUUGCUGUGGGAGAUAUUCUCAUUGGGUGCCUCCCCAUACCCGGGGGUGCAGAUUGAUGAGGAGUUCUGUCAGAGACUCAAAGAUGGGACGCGGAUGCGAGCGCCGGAGAACGCCUCUCCCGAAAUAUACCGGAUCAUGCUGGCCUGCUGGCAGGGCGAGCCCAGGGAGAGACCUACCUUCUCAGCGCUGGUGGAGAUCCUCGGAGACCUGCUGCAGGAGAACGUGCUGCAGGAAGGGAAGGACUACAUCCCCCUCAACACGUCUCAGAGCUCCGAGGACGACGGCUUCUCCCAGGCCUCCUCCCGGCCGUCCUCCCAGGAGGAGGAGAGUGAGCUGAGGCUGCACUGCGACGUGAUGGCUGGCAGAUAUUAUAACUGCGUGUCGUUCGCUGGGAGCGGGGCGGCUCCGCUGCGCUGUCAGGGGCGGGUCAAGACCUUCGAGGAGUACCCGCUGGAGCAGACCGCUCUCAAGGCACACCACGACAACCAGACGGACAGCGGGAUGGUGCUGCCCUCCGAGGAGUUUCAGAGAAUCGAGCACAAACACAGAGGAGCCCUGGCACGCAGCAGUCAGCAGGUGAGCAGAAGCACAGAGGGGCCCGCUGGCUCCACAGAGCAGACGAGCCGGUAUCGACCGCCCUUCCAGAGCCAGCAGUCCGGACAGACCUUCUACAACAACGAGUACGGGCAGCUUUCCCAGGGCAUGCUGGGGGACUUCUUCUCCACGGCAGCAGGAGGAGGGGGGGACUCUGAGCCAGGCUGCAUCGCCGCCUCCAGCCUCUAGAGGGAGCUAGAGACCCAAGGGCUGGGGGAGGGGGUCACAUAUUAAACACAGAGCCCCUCUCUACAGCCCCUCUCUGAACUGAACGCUCUGCAAAAACAAAAUGCUUUCCAGCCAAUGGGUGGCGCACUUACCAUCUCAAUCAAUCAUUUUACUAGUAGACAGUAUUUUACCCAGAGCAAGCUUCCUUUUUGUUUUUUGUUUUUUGUGUACAAAAGUAAAAAUAAUAAGAAUAAUAAUAAAGCAAUAUAUAUCGGUUUCUUACUUUUUA
This is a messenger RNA of Acipenser ruthenus (sterlet), 5048 nucleotides long. Its product is annotated as vascular endothelial growth factor receptor 3-like. Gene Ontology annotation, cellular component: signaling receptor complex. The coding region runs from base 590 to 4780 and encodes 1396 amino acids. The record is from RefSeq and is a predicted model, not a curated record. NCBI's taxonomy places the organism in Eukaryota, Metazoa, Chordata, Actinopteri, Acipenseriformes, Acipenseridae. Gene Ontology annotation, molecular function: ATP binding; transmembrane receptor protein tyrosine kinase activity. The transcript is spliced from 30 exons. Gene Ontology annotation, biological process: protein phosphorylation; positive regulation of kinase activity; multicellular organism development.